UGCAGCGCGCUGUGCUUCGUGGCGGGGCUCGGCUGGUUCCUGGCGCUGGCCUGCCACCCGUUCGCGCUGCGCAUGUACAUGUCGGAGAACGCCAUGGGCUCCACCAUGGUCGAGGAGCAGUUCGCCCACGGCAAGCGCGCCCUCUCGUACGCGCGCGAGUUCGCCGCCCACAAGAAGGCGGCCGGAGGCAUGCCGGUCGCCUGGCUGGAGAAGACCAUGUGGAACCUGGGCCUGGAGGUGUACAAGCAGACCUUUUCCCGCACGCUGCCGUUCCCCGAUGAGACGCGAGAGAGAUUCAUGGUGAAGGGCACCAACGUGUACGGGAUCUUGCGCGCUGCUCGCGCGGCCAGCACGGAGGCCUUGGUGCUGAGCGUCCCCUGCAGCGAGGGCCAGCAGAACAACCAGGCCGUGGGGCUGAUGCUGGCGUUGGCCUCCCACUUCCGAGGCCAGAUCUACUGGGCCAAAGAUAUCAUCUUCCUGGUGAAUGAGCACGACCUGAUUGGGAUGGAGGCCUGGCUGGAGGCGUACCAUGACAUCAACAUCACAGAGGUGUCCUCAUCGGGGACGCUGGGCCGGGCGGGGGCCAUCCAGGCCGCCAUCUCCCUGGAGCUGAGCAGCGACGUCAUCACCAGCCUCGACAUUGCCGUGGAGGGGCUGAACGGGCAGCUGCCCAAUCUGGACCUGGUGAACCUCUUCCACUCUUUCUGUCAGAAGAACGGGCUGCUGUGCACCAUCCAAGGAAAGCUGCAGCGCUCCGACUGGGACUCGCUGCCCGCAUACCUGCACUCGCUGCAGACACUGCUGCUGAUGGUGCUGAAGCAGGGCUCGGGCCGGCCGCAGGGCGACCAUGGCCUCUUCCUGCGCUACCACAUCGAGGCCAUUACGGUGCGCGGAAUCAACAGCUUCCGGCAGUACAAGUUUGAUAUGGGCAUGAUGGGCGCAACCUUGGAGGGAAUGUUCCGGAAGCUGAACAACUUGCUGGAGCGCCUGCACCAGUCCUACUUCUUCUACCUGCUGCCCUCGCUCUCCCGCUUCGUCUCGAUCGGGCUGUACAUGCCGGCUUUUGGCUUUCUGAUCCUCAUCCUGGUCCUUAAGGGCUUGGACCUGUGGAUGAAGCUCAGCAGGUGCGACGCGGACCCGGACGGUCCACUGUGCGACGGCGACCAGCGUCCUGGCCCAGGGGCUGCAGAGGAGCCGAAGCCCAGCCUGCUGACGCUGGUGCCCCCCCUGCUGAUCUGCCACGCCACGGGACUCGCCCUCUACUUCGUGCCGAUCCUGGGGCAGCACAUGGCCACGCAGCACUUCCCUGUCUCCGAGUCGGAGGCCGUGGUGCUCACGGUCAUCGCCAUCUACGUGGCAGGCCUGGCCCUGCCCCACAACACGCCCAGGGUCCUGCUGGGCUCGGGAAGCGACCGCGGCUGGAUGACGCUGAAGCUGCUGUCCCUCCUGUACUUGGCGAUGCAGCUGAGCUGCAUGGCGCUGAUCAACUUCUCCCUGGGCUUCCUGCUGGCCGUCACCAUGGUGCCCGUGGCCGCGCUCAUACAGCCCACCGGGCCCAGGUGCCUCUACGCCGUGCUGCUGGUGCUGGUCACGCCGGCCGCCACGCUGCUCUUCUGCAUCUUCCUGUACCAGGAGCUCACCGAGUACCCCAUCUCGGCAUUGGAGGGCUGGCAGCGCUUCCUGCAGGCCAUCGCAGAGGGCCUGCUGGACCACCACCUCUACGGCUCCAUUGUCUUCCCCUUCGUGGCUCUCUUCGUCUACCCCUGCUGGCUGCUGCUGUGGAACGUGCUCUUCUGGAAGUAGCCCGCUGAGGGCGGCUUCCGGGCCCAGGCCGGCCUCUGGCCCGGCUCUCUCGGCCAGGCUUCCACAGAGGCAGCCCCCACGGGGCGCACGGCCUGGAGGCCUCUGGUGCUUCCAGGCAAGGCUUUGGGGCAGGGCAGGGCAGGGCAGGGCAGGGCAGGCGGGUGGGGCAGGGCAGGGCAGGGGCAGCGGUGCCAAGCCCAGCAGCCGAGAAGCCAGAUCUGCUGCUGUCUUGGCAGUUUCCAAGGCCACGGCAACCCGCUGGUUCUCAGCAGUUCUGAGGCAUGGUGGGAAGGCGCCACCUUUGCUCGCAGGUGGCAGAACCCGGAAGCCUGGGGGGGAAAGGUGCUGGCUGUGGUGCGGUUCAGUCGCUCUACUGCUCAGCUGAGGAGUGAUUGUACUUUUUGGGGAAAGAAAGAAAACAUCCACACUCAGGGGCACGGCUGAUCCUUCCCAGGGCAGUUGCUGCUGUGUGGCCAGAGACUGGCUCUGGUGUUCAAGAAUGUCCCGAAUGAGGUGCUGGGGUGGGGGUGGGCUGAUCAGGUGCCCCAGCAAAGGGAAGGGCUUUGUACGAUACUUGGAAAUAAAGGCCUUUGAAAUGCCA
Molecule: messenger RNA, 2404 nt
Organism: Varanus komodoensis (Komodo dragon)
Lineage: Eukaryota; Metazoa; Chordata; Lepidosauria; Squamata; Varanidae
Gene: GPAA1
Product: glycosylphosphatidylinositol anchor attachment 1
Exons: 11
Coding region: 73-1803 (576 amino acids)
Biological process (GO): attachment of GPI anchor to protein
Cellular component (GO): membrane; GPI-anchor transamidase complex
Source: RefSeq, a predicted model, not a curated record